This is a messenger RNA of Exophiala mesophila, 938 nucleotides long. RefSeq lists its product as uncharacterized. The record is from RefSeq and is a predicted model, not a curated record. The transcript has 2 exons. The coding region runs from base 79 to 882 and encodes 267 amino acids. Lineage: Eukaryota; Fungi; Ascomycota; Eurotiomycetes; Chaetothyriales; Herpotrichiellaceae.
CGACUCCCUCGUCAGGGCUGACGACCAUAACAUAUUGUUCAGAGACGCUCCCAUAUCCCAGUCCCCCCAGCACCGAAUAUGCGAUCCCCCAACCCUCUCUACAGGACCCUCACCGCCAUCUCAUUAUUCCUCUCCCUAUCCCUCUUCUUAACCACCACAUCAGCCAAAAGCACCGCGACCUCAUUCUGCAAAUGCAUCUGCUUCAACAACAGCACCAUCAUCGCACUCAAUCCACCCUCCUCUACCCCUGCCCGACUAUCUCACCCCACGCCCACUUCGUCGCAUCGGUCGAGACGGAAUUUAAACCCAGAUCUAGACCUAGAUUCACUCAAUCUUCACAUUCGUUCUCCUUUGGCAUUCCCCGCCGAUGAUAAUCAAGAUAGCGACACCAAGAAAGUACCAGCCCACCAUAAACUGUCAUGCGCCGAUUGCACGCGGGCGUUUUGUCUAGAUUAUAACCUACCGAUUUGCAAGAAUGCGGAGGAGGAGGAUGUGUUUACUUCUUGUUUCCAACGUGACUCUCUCAAAGAUGAAACCGUUGUCGUCAUCUUCAUCUUUGGCACCGCCGGCCUCCUAGCCUGGGCAUUGGUCAAGCCAUGGAUCGAGAGAUUGAGGCUUGGAGACAAUGGAUCCGGUGCCUUUGAUCCUCUGAUAGGUGGCCGUGGAGCUGAAUCAAGAGAUCUUGGUAAUCCUGCAGGAAACGGUACCAGGACAGAAGGAAGAGCAUCGGCAAGAGGAAAGAAUUCAACUAUAACGACGUCUGCGGCAGGAUAUGGCCCAGCCGACAGAGACGGUUCAUUUCGUGACGACGACGAUGAAGAUGACAACGACCCACAAGACCUAGGUAACGGGACUUUCGGCCCUGCGUCUAACAGUCGGUAAUCGAUCCCGACACGGUGAUUCAAUCCAGAAUAUAUGGAUAGAUCGAUAUAUGUAAC